AUGCCGGUCCGAAGGAUCCGUCGGAAGCAACCGUAUGGAGGAUCGAGUACGCACGUCUCUGAGCAAGCGUUGCGUUUCCAGUACCGGAUGCGAUCGCGAUUGACCAGUUGUCUCGGUCAAGGCAUCGCGUAUUUCUGGCUCCUCGUUUCGUCUUGGCUCCUGAACUCUCGUCUGAACUCGUUAGGACUCGCCGCACAACUCAGGCCCGCGCCUCCGCAGUCAACUCGCGCAACUUGCGCAACCCCCCUCCUCUAUGAAUACACUCGUUGCAACCCCGUCGGCACCAUCUGUCCGACGCCCGACGUGACCGAACCUCCCGACCGAGGAUCUGCCUCUGCCUACUGGUUGGAGACUCGUGCCUCGGCGCCCGGGUCGAGUGCUCUUGCAGCCGUGUUCGCCGGCACGUUAUCCGUCUCUGCACGCUGGUUCGCCGGUCGCCUCUCCUAUGCAGAUCAAACGCAAUAUAGGGGUGUGUGUCCUGAACCGUUGCUGCACGACUUUCCAGGCGACCAGGAGGCCAGGUAA
Messenger RNA from Trichosporon asahii var. asahii CBS 2479, 525 nucleotides. RefSeq lists its product as uncharacterized. The record is from RefSeq and is a predicted model, not a curated record. Lineage: Eukaryota; Fungi; Basidiomycota; Tremellomycetes; Trichosporonales; Trichosporonaceae. Bases 1 to 525 code for a protein of 174 amino acids. The transcript has a single exon.